AUGACCGAAGUCCUUCUCUCUGCUGCUCUGAACGGAACUGAACCCAACCUGUUAUCCAGCGGCGGCUGGUCUGUGGGAAACGUCACCACCAAGUGCUCCCUGACCAAAACCGGCUUCCAGUUCUAUUACCUGCCCACCGUCUACAUUCUGGUCUUCAUCACGGGGUUUUUGGGCAACAGCGUGGCUAUCUGGAUGUUUGUCUUCCACAUGAAGCCUUGGAGCGGCAUCUCGGUUUACAUGUUCAACUUGGCACUGGCCGAUUUCUUGUAUGUCUUGACUCUGCCCGCCCUCAUCUUUUACUACUUCAACAAAACGGACUGGAUCUUCGGAGACAUCAUGUGCAAGCUGCAGAGGUUCAUCUUCCACGUGAACCUGUACGGCAGCAUCCUGUUUCUGACCUGCAUCAGCGUGCACAGGUACACGGGGGUGGUGCACCCCCUGAAGUCUCUGGGGAGGCUGAAGAAGAAGAACGCGGUGUACAUCAGCAGCCUGGUCUGGGUCCUCGUGGUGGGCGUGAUUUCUCCAAUACUCUUCUACUCGGGAACGGGGAUAAGGAAGAAUAAAACCACGACGUGCUACGACACGACGGCCGACGAUUACCUGAGAAGUUACUUCAUCUACAGCAUGUGCACCACAGUGCUGAUGUUCUGCAUCCCCUUCAUAGUGAUUCUCGGUUGCUAUGGGCUCAUCGUGAAAGCUUUGAUUUACAAAGAUUUGGACAAUUCUCCUCUCAGGAGAAAAUCGAUUUACCUGGUCAUUAUCGUGUUGACGGUCUUUGCAGUGUCUUACCUUCCCUUCCACGUGAUGAAGACCUUAAAUCUAAGGGCCAGGGUGGAUUUUCAAACCCCAGAUAUGUGUGCCUUCAACGAUAAGGUUUAUGCCACUUACCAAGUGACGAGGGGCCUGGCCAGCCUCAACAGCUGCGUCGACCCCAUCCUUUACUUCCUGGCAGGCGACACCUUCCGAAGGCGGCUUUCCAGGGCCACCAGGAAAUCGUCCAGAAGGAGCGAGCACAACGUGCAGUCCAAAAGUGAGGAAAUGACUCUCAAUAUUUUAGCAGAGUACAAACAGAACGGAGAUACCAGUUUGUGAACAAAUGCAGAAGAUUUGGGAACGGUUGGAAAAAAUCCUCCGCUUUGAGGCAGUAGGAGACUGUAGGGCUUACAAGUGUGUGAGGAAAAUCUACCAGUCUCAAAUUCUAUUUUAGAUAAAGCCUCGUUUUCUGGUCUUAGAAAAAGCUUAACAGAGUCAGUGGAAGGAUUUUAAUGGAAAAUAAUGUGUCAAAAUUCAGCUUUCCUUCAGUAGUUUCAUUUAUUUCUGACUUGUGUCAGAUGAAGUAAAAUGAAGUAAAUCCCCUAAAGGAGGAGAGCAAUCCAAAUGCAUCUGGUUUAAUGACUUAGUCUCCCACAUUUGAAAAUGUUCUCAGUCAGCCUGUCUUUAAAAACAGGAAAUAAAAAUAGGAGCAGUAUCUUGUCUUCUGAGGCUCAGUCACAGACCAGGCUUUCUGCUCCCUCGCUGUUGUAGGCAAGGAUUUAAAUCAAGGUCACGAUGCGGUUACCGUUUUCAGUUUUAUUAUUUUUUUCAUCUACUUCUAGUGCUGAUAAUUACUUGAUAGUUUGGUGGCAUUUAUGGUUCAGUCCUCUUUCAGUGCCGGUGUUCUAGUCGAGGUAGGCUUUGGUGGUGUGUGCAUGGUCGUGCUUUGGGAUUGCGAUGGGUGUUGAUGGUGAGCCUGUCCCCCUUGUCCUCAGGGCUGCUUGGUGUCCCCGGGUGCUGGAGGUGCCCCCGGGUGCUGGAGGCGUCCAUGGAUAUUAGAGGUGCCCCCAGGUGCUGGAUGUGUCCCUGGGCCCUGGAGGUGCCCCCGGGUGCUGGAGGUGCCCCCGGGUGCUGGAGGUAUCCCUGGGCACUGGAUGUGUCCCCGGGCACUGGAUGUGUCCCUGGGCGCUGCCAGGCGUGGGGAGCUCAGCUGUGCUGGGUCACAGCUCCGGGGGUCUGUCCUGUCCCCGUGCCUGGGGCAGCAGUGCCGUGCCAGUCAUGGGUAUGGGCCUGGCGUGGCCUGGCUGGCCGGGGAGCGCUGGCCCAGGGGCUGCUGGCACCACACUGGCACCACACUGGCACCACACUGGCACCGUGCUGGCACUGCGCUGGCACUGCGCUGGCCCAGAAGCCGCUGGCACUGCGCUGGCACCGCUCUGGCACUGCGCUGGCACCGUGCGGGCACUGCAUUGGCCCAGGGGCCGCUGGCACCGCUCCGGCACCGCGCUGGCACCGCAGCCCGUGCCCAUCCGGAGGUGGGUGUGCUGCAAGGGCCCAGCAGGGAACACGUGCUCCACGUACCUGCGCUAGGUCCCACGGGCUCUGCCCCUGCAGCCUUUACAGACAGCACAGGAGUGGUGUGCCAAGAACAGUGGCUAUUAAAAUGGAGAAUAUAAAUGGAUUAUAUAUAUAUUAUAUAUUAUAUAUAUAACAGUAAUUGGGGGGAAUUAAUUUUUUUGUACUUUGACGAAUAAAUUGCUGUAUUAACGAGAUGUUGCGAUGUACUACAGGCUAAAUCCGGCCCUUUACUAUAGAUCUUCUCCAAAUGUGGAAUAGUUCAUCCAAAAUUAGCCAAACUGCAACAUUGUGUAACGCAAGAGCUAGUGAGCAGGCACAGAUGAAAUUCUACAUGGGCAGUCUCAGUUGUUUCUCAUAUUUUGAAUGAAUGUAUUUGAAAAUAUUUUGUGCUAAAAGCGGUAUAAAAGCAUGCUCUGAAUUAUGAAUUUAGUGUACAAAUUUAAGUUCGAUGUAAUCCUAAGGGUGAUUUUUAACGGAUCUUUGUUCCUCUGGUCUGCAUCAUAAGAGUAAAAUACUUAUAUUUUACUUACCAAUUUCCAGUGAUUGGUUACAAAUGAGAGUAGCUGUAGUUAUUUUUUGACAACAUUGUUAAGCAGCUUCUGUUCACAUGUACGGCUUCCUCUGCAGAGUCCCUAUUUAUUGAACUUAUUUAUUAGAAUGCUAAAUGUAAAGUUUGUAAAGUGUGGUUCUCUGUGGUCAUAUUCAGAAUUGGGCAUUAAUGGAAAAUGGAAGAGCAUGUUUCAAUCACUGUAAUGCUGUGUCUUCUAACAGAACAUCUUUAUAAUAAACUCAAUUCCACCCUGA
This is a messenger RNA of Hirundo rustica (Barn swallow), 3135 nucleotides long. It is a transcript of the gene P2RY1, whose product is annotated as purinergic receptor P2Y1. Gene Ontology annotation, biological process: relaxation of muscle; phospholipase C-activating G protein-coupled receptor signaling pathway; platelet activation. Lineage: Eukaryota; Metazoa; Chordata; Aves; Passeriformes; Hirundinidae. Bases 1 to 1092 code for a protein of 363 amino acids. Gene Ontology annotation, cellular component: plasma membrane. The record is from RefSeq and is a predicted model, not a curated record. Gene Ontology annotation, molecular function: G protein-coupled ADP receptor activity; A1 adenosine receptor binding; ATP binding. The transcript has a single exon.